Messenger RNA from Penicillium crustosum, 372 nucleotides. RefSeq names its product putative quinol monooxygenase. The transcript has 3 exons. NCBI's taxonomy places the organism in Eukaryota, Fungi, Ascomycota, Eurotiomycetes, Eurotiales, Aspergillaceae. The record is from RefSeq and is a predicted model, not a curated record. The coding region runs from base 1 to 372 and encodes 123 amino acids.
AUGUCCGAAAUCAACGCUACCGCGGUUUUCAUUCCAAAGCCAGGGAAGUUUGAAGAGGUAGCUACUCUGGUAACCGACGUCAUCAAACAAGUGCAAGAACACGAACCAGAUACACUGGUCUACUACGCAUUUGAAAUAAAGGACAAGAAUGAGAUUGUGAUCGUUGAGAGAGGAUCUUUGCCACCAAUUUCCAACCAGAUUCUGAUCGGCUCUUUACAAUAUAGAUAUAAAAACCAGGCGGCGAUCCAGACCCACGUCAAAUCACCCUAUUUCCGAACCUUCUCAAAAAGAUUAUCCACUUUGUUGACGAAACCGGCGGAGAUCAGGGGAGGUGGGUUCCUGAAUGGUUCGAGGGGCGUAUCGCGACUGUAG